AUUGUAUCACAGAGGCUCUUAUGCGAAUGAAAGUCAAAGUUACAGCCUUCCUAAACGGGGAGGAGGAUUACAGGAAAGUCUCUGAUCUAAGACUUAUCACACUGCGUCCAGCCUCCGGGCGCACUCCACUCUCUGCUGUGCGCUGCUCGGGGCAGGGAAUGGACAAUAAAGUAAGCGAAAGGAUGAGCACUGAUGGUGCCUCGAUGGCGGAUUUCACUGAAACAAGAGUAAGUGACUUGAUUGAAGCGGUGUAUAUUAACAAUAAAUUAUCUAACGACUCACAGUCUCUAACUUGCGUGCCCUCCGCCGUGCGUAAUUUUGGAAACGUUGGCACACUGAUCCACGGUGUAAACUCGACAGGCGAAGACACCGUUUUCAAAGACUGCAUCGUACUCGAUGGCUCUCUCGCUGGGAAGCAUUUUUAUGACCGCAGCAGUGACUAUCUGAAGUGUGACAGUGUGCCGUGGGGAGAUUUGAUACAUGUUCAGAGGACGAGUGUGACCACAACCGAAAGUUUGCCAUACGCAAGUCUCCCGUCGACAACUGCAGUGUGUAAGUUCAUCAAAGACGAGCAGGAGCCUUCUGUGAUUAUGGGGACCCCGACCCCCUCUCCAAACUUCGACGCAUCCGCGGAGAUACCCGUUCUGGACUCCAGCUUCACGCCUGGGACCGUGGGUCCCCGACCGGGGCUGGAGCAGGGAUCUCCAAACUUUUUGAUCGACCUGAACCAGCCGGAGCAGCUCCCAGCGCCGGGCCAGGGGAGAAGCGACUCCAGGUGCAGUUUGCCAGGGAAGGCUGGCAUGCAAUUCGAUGCCAACACGAACACAUCCACGCAACUGACGACGUUCAAGAGCGAGGUUCCCCGUUGGCAGAUGCAGGCGUCCCCUCCUGAGCCUCAGUACUGGUGCCAGUCCGCAGCGUUUGCCGAGGAGCCGUCCACACGCGGCAGCUAUGAUGGGAUCCAGAGCCAGGCCCUGAUUCAGAGGAACGCCUCACCUUACUCCACUUUCCCCGGUAUGCCGCCUCAGAGGAUGUGCAUGAUCUGUGGUGAUGAGGCCUCGGGUUGCCACUAUGGAGUGUUAACCUGCGGGAGCUGUAAAGUCUUUUUUAAAAGAGCAGUCGAAGGUAAGCAAGGCCAUCACAGUUAUCUCUGCGCUGGGCGGAACGACUGCAUUGUGGACAAGAUCCGGAGAAAAAACUGCCCUGCCUGUCGCCUUCGGAAGUGUUAUCAAGCUGGAAUGAUGCUUGGAGGUAGGAAGCUGAAGCGCUUCGGGGCCCUGAAGGCCUUGGGUUUGCCCCCCUCCCUGAUGUACCAGUCUCACUUGGCCGUGUCCAGCGACAAUCAGGCCUUGACCUCCAUGUCCUGCAUGCCGGGCAUCCGCGAGGUGCAUCUCUCCCAACACAUCCUCAAUGUCCUGGAAAACAUCGAGCCGGAGGUCAUGUACUCCGGUUACGACAACUCCCAGACCGAUGUUCCCCAUCUCCUGCUCAACAGCCUCAACAGGCUGUGCGAGAAACAGCUGCUGUGGAUCGUCAAGUGGUCCAAGUCUCUGCCAGGGUUUCGUAAUCUCCACAUCAACGAUCAGAUGACCCUCAUCCAGUACUCGUGGAUGAACCUGAUGGUGUUCUCUCUCGGGUGGCGCUCCUUCCAGAAUGUCACCAGUGAAUAUUUAUACUUUGCACCUGAUCUGGUUCUCAGUCAGGAGCAAAUGAGGAGAUCUCCGAUUUAUGACCUCUGCCUGGCGAUACAGUUCAUCCCGCAGGAGUUUGCCAAUCUCCAAGUCACCCGCGAGGAGUUUCUCUGCAUGAAAGCGAUCAUUUUACUCAACACAGUGCCGCUUGAGGGACUAAAAAGUCAGGCAGCGUUUGAAGAGAUGAGACAGUCCUACGUCCGGGAGCUGACCAAGGCGAUCCACAUGAGGGAGAAGGGCCUGGUGGCCAGCUCACAGCGAUUCUACCACCUCACCAAGCUGAUGGACGCUAUGCACGACAUAGUGAAGAAGGUCAACCUGUUCUGUCUGAGCACCUUCAUCCAAGCAGACGCCAUGAGAGUGGAGUUUCCAGAGAUGAUGUCAGAGGUCAUUGCCUCCCAGCUCCCCAAGGUCCUGGCAGGCAUGGUGAGGCCGCUCUUAUUCCACUCCAAGUGAUGACACCAGCACUGACAUCACAACUCUGUGGAGACAUCUCGUUACCGGAUAAGCGCCCUUUCAAUUUACUGGAUUCUUCAUAGCUUACACCACUGUAGUCCGUCAUGUAUACUUUGCCAGUCUGCCUCUCAUGGUCUUUAGCCACUUACUUUUUGGGAUCAAAAACAUACACUCUUUGUUUUCAAAGAACAGAACUAUGUUUAUUUUAUGAAUUUAGAAGUAUUAAUCUAUAAAGCUCCUCUGUGAAAUGCUGGUGUAGCCACCUGUUCCCAUCCUAAAACCUUUGUACAGAUGGUACUUAUAAGCUGAUAUACAGGAGGUUUGAAGAACCUGCAGAGAUACAGAUAUUUUUGUACUGAAGCUGCAAACAGAGAUUCAGAUAAUCAAUGUUUCCGACCAAUAUUUUAUUCCUACACCAGUGAGACUGAAAGCUGACGUUAAAUUUUUCACAUUUGUUAAAUGUUAGCAUUAGAGUGACUCACUGCCCAGAGUUCAGGGAGGAGAAGCUGGCAAACUGACCGGCUUUAUCAAACACAGAUAAACUUACUGUGUGCCUGAAUUUCACAUACGGUAUAACCCAGUGCAUGACUCUGCCUAGAUGGCUUAAUGGUCUUCAUGUCUUGUUUUGAUAAAACAUUUAGCCGUAUUGAAAUUCACACAACAAUGGACCUUAAUGUGAUGCCUGUAACAGAUCUGAGAGAAAAAAAGGGACAAAACAAAAUACCUGAAUUAUAAUGUCUGGUUCAGUGUACAUAUUUAUAACUUAUUAAACCACUUCUCACGGCCAUUUUUCUAAACAGAUAGGAAAGAAAGGAAGCAGCUACUGUCUCUGCAGCUGCAUAGUUAACACAGACAGAAAGAAAACACUCUAAUGGAAACUACUUUCCAUAAAGCUAAGGAUAGAAAGAAACAAAUGUCAUACUAGAAGAACCCGAGAGUUCCACCGGUUCUACUUUUUGAAUUUCUUGCUGCAGCGUGCAGAAAGCUAAACGUAUUGUCACAAAGCAUUCAGAGCACAGGUCUUCGAAAUCACGCUGUUUAUUAAUAGACAUAGAAUAUGUUUUUUCAAGACACAGAAAGCGACUGCAAGGAAACAAGCUUGCAAUUACACAAGAGGAUGUCAAAUGUUACAUAUUCAGGAUAUGGAUAUCAUUUCCGUGAUAAUGCUCUUAGUGUAAGGGAGUUUUUUUUUUCUUCCAGCAUCGACGGUCAAGGCCGGCUCACAUUCUUAAAAAUGUAAAAAGGGAAAGAAUAACCUGAUCUUGGCAAGAGAGACAUGUGAAAUAAUCUGUAAAUACCGUUUACUAUCAACAGAGACAGUUUUACUUUGAUGUAACUUUUCAGAUUGUAAGAAGUGAAAAGCAGAAGGGGGGGUCAUUAUCUUUUAUCUUUGGCUUUCUGAACUGGUAUCACUGAAGUGAACGUUUGAGAUGGAUAUGGACUAGUUUGUACUUUAGAAAUGUUGUUACAGUAACAGAAAAGUAAAUGAUGAAACGUCCAUCUCUUACAUGAUAUGAUCUGAUACAUAGCAGUGUACCAGUAAACACAGAAGCACAACAGGCGCUCGAGGUGAACUCCACCUCAAACGAAGCAUUCAUGGCAUUAUAUAAAAAAAAAAACACAUUUAUAUAUUCACACAGCAUACAUUUAUCUAAUGUGAUCAUUUAGUACAGUAACUACCAGUUACAAGAAGUCCAUAUGUUGGAUUAGAAACUAGACAGGAAGUCAGGAGCAGGAGUGGACAGUACCGUGUAGCGUGUAGCUAAAGAGAAAGUGCACUGCAGAGGUGAGCAGGUUCAGUGGAUGAACAAUGUUCACAUGAACAUGGAAGUUAAGGUGCAAACCAUUAUGCUUUUUUUUUAUUAGAUUCUAAUAGACUAUAAUCUAUCCUUAUUUAUAAUCACAGCUUGAUAAAUUACAGUUAAUACGACAUGUUUAUGAAGCUACAGAUUUCCAUUAACAACUCCAUGAAAGUGUUACGUUGAUAGAAUGGAAAGUGAAAAAAGGUAAUAUAUUUCUGACAAUAAACCUUGUGAAACGGGA
Labrus mixtus (cuckoo wrasse) is the source of this 4190-nucleotide messenger RNA. It is a transcript of the gene pgr, whose product is annotated as progesterone receptor. Gene Ontology annotation, biological process: regulation of DNA-templated transcription. The coding region runs from base 21 to 2147 and encodes 708 amino acids. The transcript has 8 exons. Gene Ontology annotation, molecular function: sequence-specific DNA binding; DNA-binding transcription factor activity; zinc ion binding. NCBI's taxonomy places the organism in Eukaryota, Metazoa, Chordata, Actinopteri, Labriformes, Labridae. The record is from RefSeq and is a predicted model, not a curated record.